AUGUUAUUAACAGCCUUUUAUAUUGUGCUGGGCUCCUUUGCAGCACCUUGCCAGCAAGACGGAGACCACAUAGUGACCUGUCAGGUCAAUAAGUGCGAGACGGUCGGGUCAGCCGAGAUUUGUACCGAGUGCAAGGUCGGAGGCGUCCCGGUCGACGGCUUCUGCCGACCCUUCGGCUCCAUCCAGGCCGCGGCGGCCGGGUGCACCAAAGCAGACGGGGCUGCUCUCGACAAGAUGACAGCAACCUGCGAGAAGUGCGGCGACGGGUACUUCCUCUUCAUGGGCGGGUGCUACAAGACAACCGACGGGCCCGGCAGCGAGAUAUGCACAAAGGCUGAGGGAGGACUGUGCACUGAGUGUAAGACAGCUAACGGCCUGUUCAAGAACCCGGCUACACCUCAGAAACCUGGUAGCGAGUGCAUCUUGUGCCAUGAUGCCACAAAUAGAAACGGGGUCAUGGGAGUGGAUAACUGUCUCAAGUGCACGGCACCUGGUGGCAAUACAGGAGCGGCCACGUGUACUGAGUGCAUGGCUGGAACGUAUAAGAAGAGUGAUACAGAGUGUGCUGCAUGCCACAGCGACUGUGCCACAUGCAGUGGAGCCAAUCAAAAUCAGUGCACAUCGUGCGAGACAGGGAAGUACCUGAAAGGGACUGAGUGUGUAGACAAAGGUACGUGUAACAACAAUCACUACCCCGAUGACACUAGCAUGACCUGCGUUGCCUGUACUGUCCUCGAUGCCAACUGUGCAACAUGCUCAUUUGAUAGUGCAACGGCAAAGGGCAAGUGUCUGACUUGUAAUUCAAAUAAGAUUCCCAGGACAACCCUCGACGGAACCUCGACCUGUGUGGAAAAUUCUUAUGCUGGGUGUCAAGGAGCUGAUAACGAGCUGUUCAUGAAGGAGGACCAAUCGGCGUGCUUAUUAUGCGGAGAUACUAAAGACGUGGAUAAUAACAAUAAAGGCAAAGAAGGGUGUAAGACAUGCACUAAGAGUGCAGAUGGCUCCCCUCCAACUUGCACAGCUUGCCUCGAUGGAUACUUCUUUGAACAGUCAUCAAACACUUGUGAGGCUUGUGGGGCCAACUGUGUCACAUGUUCAGCUAAAACAGAUGAGACUAAAUGUAAAACGUGCAAGGAGGGGUUCUUCCUGGCCGGCACCGGCGAAGGAAAGUGCAUCUCGUGCGAGAAUGGUAAUGAUAGUGGCUACAGCGGGCUUGCAGGAUGCCUCUCUUGCACAGCCCCAGCCGCCCCGGGCCCGGCCAGCUGCAACCGCUGCAAGAUCGGCUACAAGUUACAGGGAACAACGUGUGUGAAGACCUGCGAGGAUACAACGGCUUGUGGGGGUACUUCUGGCGCCUGUGAUGCUAUAGUAAUAGAUGAUAAGGGCAACACAAAGCAUUAUUGUUCCUACUGUGGGGAUAGUGGUAAGUUCCCUAUUGAUGGUAUAUGCACUGAUAGCAAAGGAACAAAUGCUGGGUGUACUGAUCACAUUUGCAGCUAUUGUGCUCAAGGGUACUUCCUAUACAUGGGUGGCUGCUAUAGUACAGCAAGUCCACCUGGCAACUAUAUGUGCAAGACAGCUGAAGGUGGCAAGUGCACUGCUGUUAAUGAUGGUAAUAGGUACUUCAUAGUCCCAGAAGCAAAGGCUACUGAUCAGUCUGUGUUGGCUUGUAGUAACCCCCUAGGCACACUAGUAGGCACUGAUAGUGCUGCUAAGGCAUAUGUGGGGGUACUCAACUGUUCACAGUGUAAGGCCCCAGCAGCUCUGACUGAGGCUGGUAUGACUGCUGCUGUCUGUACCUCCUGUGACAGUGGUAAGAAGCCCAACAGGGAUGGCAGUGGGUGUGUGACAUGCUCUGUGGGUGAUUGCAAGAGCUGUGUGAUGGAUGAUGUGUGUGGGGAGUGCAGUGAUGGGUACAGUCUGGAGGGUGGUAAGUGUGUGUCCUCUGGCAGUAAUAGGAGCGGGCUCUCCACGGGGGCCAUCGCGGGGAUCUCCGUCGCUGUCAUCGUCGUCGUGGGGGGCCUCAUAGGGUUCCUCUGCUGGUGGUUCAUCUGUCGGGGGAAGGCGUAA
Molecule: messenger RNA, 2070 nt
Organism: Giardia duodenalis
Lineage: Eukaryota; Fornicata; Diplomonadida; Hexamitidae
Product: VSP
Exons: 1
Coding region: 1-2070 (689 amino acids)
Source: RefSeq, a predicted model, not a curated record